CCCUCACUCAUCACAGCAUCUCAAAAUGCCUGACAUUGGCACCACCGCCCCCUCUCCCCCGCGCACACCGCCACACAAACGUGCCCCUAAACCCAAACCUCCCAACCCCAUCGAAUCCGCAAUCCGCACCUGGUUCGCGACGCUCCCCUCGCCGCUCCUCGCCUCCCUCCCCUUCACCCUCUCCACCCUCCUCGCCUCCUCCCCCAAACGCUGGGUCGUCUACCCACCCCUCGUCCUCCUCCCCUCCGGCAGCUUCCACUCCCCAAACUGGACCUCCCUCACGCCCCAUCUCUCCACCCUCUGGCCUCUAAUCCUCGCCCAGAUCUCCACACGCGAAGGCAAAGGCGCACUCACGCACCUCGCGAUCAACGCCGGGAUCCCGCUCAGCACCCCCGACGAUGGCGAAGCCGAGAACAUCCUGCGGUCCCCCAGCGGGCUGAUAUUUCUGCACGGGGAUUUCGGACCCGAGAUCGAGAAGGGCCGGGAGCCCAGCGCGCGCGAUUUCCAGGAGGCGUUUUGGGUCAGCUCCAAACAGAAUGGCAUCGUGCAGGUGUGGGCGCCCCGGUAUACGAUGUUUAGCCGCGGGAACGUGACGGAGAAGGCGAGGCUGCUGGGGUUUCGCGACUACGCGCAAGUAAUGACGGCUGUGGAUCUAUAUGCAGGGAUUGGGUAUUUCGUGUUUAGUUAUGUGGCGAUAGGGACGCGGAGGGUUCUGGGGUGGGAAUUGAAUCCUUGGUCUGUGGAGGGGUUGAGGAGGGGCGCGGCUGCGAAUGGCUGGGAGGUGAAGGUUGUAAGGCCCGGGGAGGAGUGGAAUGGGGUGGGCACUGAGAGGAUCGUGGUUUUUCUGGAGGAUAAUAGGAAUGCGGAGAGGAGAGUAGAGGGCGUGAAAGCGCUGGGCUCUAUCAGGCACAUCAACUGUGGUUUGUUGCCAACGAGUGAGGCGAGCUGGAAGAUGGCGCUACGGAUCUUGAAUGCGGAUGGGUGGCUACACCUGCAUGAGAAUGUAGGGGCGAAGGAUGUUGUAAAAAGGGGGGAGGAGAUCAAGGAGAUCUUGAGGACGGAGCUGGAGAAGGGAAAGGCUGGGCGAGAAUUGAAGAUCGAGCAUAUAGAAACCGUGAAGAGUUUUGCUCCCGGUGUAUUCCACAUAGUGUAUGAUGUCUACGUCUCUACUAAAACAUGAGGCGUCAAUGAAGUCCUCGCCCAUAAUAUACAUGAGGCGCCAAUCAUCAAGCCGUUGCCCAUAAUCCGAAU
Messenger RNA from Amorphotheca resinae ATCC 22711, 1251 nucleotides. RefSeq lists its product as hypothetical. Gene Ontology annotation, cellular component: cytoplasm. Bases 26 to 1180 code for a protein of 384 amino acids. The record is from RefSeq and is a predicted model, not a curated record. Gene Ontology annotation, biological process: tRNA methylation; wybutosine biosynthetic process. Gene Ontology annotation, molecular function: tRNA methyltransferase activity; S-adenosylmethionine-dependent methyltransferase activity. The transcript has a single exon. NCBI's taxonomy places the organism in Eukaryota, Fungi, Ascomycota, Leotiomycetes, Helotiales, Amorphothecaceae.